UCCUUGGCUCUUCCCCCUUCUGGCCUCCCCCCCCCCUUCCUUCCUUUGGUGCCCCAUUCAGGGCAACCAUGCUGGGCAUGUACGUGCCGGACAGGUUCGCCCUGAAGUCGUCUAACAUCCAAGACGGGAUGGGGCUCUUUACGGCCCGGCGAGUGACAAAGGGUGAAAAAUUUGGGCCAUUUGCAGGCGAGAAGAGAAUGCCACAGGAGCUGGAUGAAGACACAGACUGCAGGCUGAUGUGGGAGGUACGUGGGAAUAAAGGUGAAGUUCUUUAUGUCCUGGAUGCCAGCAAUCCACGGCAUUCGAACUGGUUGCGUUUUGUACAUGAAGCACCAUCUCAAGAGCAGAAGAAUUUGGCUGCUAUCCAGGAAGGAGAAAACAUUUUCUAUUUAGCUGUUGAAGAUAUUGAAACAGAUACAGAACUAUUGAUUGGUUACCUUGACAGUGACAUGGAAGAGGUAAAAGAAGAGGAGGAGGAAGUCAUUAUUCACCAAGAGGAAGAUGACAGCAAUAACAAUAGUAAUAGCAGCCAUAAGGACUUACAGCAAACUAGUGAAAAAGAUUCUCUUAGCUGUAAAGAGGAUCAUGCCUGUCCCAACUGUGAAUCCAGUUUUGCCAGUCAGGAAAUCUUAGCCGAACACCUUCAAACAUUGCACCAAAAACCUAGUGAAGAAAAGGAAUAUAAAUGCAGAAACUGUGGGAAGAAAUUCCCAGUGAAACAAGCUUUGCAGAGGCAUGUUCUGCAGUGCUUAGAAAACAACAACCCAGGAGAACGUUCCAGGAGUUUUCAAUGUUCUGUUUGCAACACAGCCUUCAGCUCAGAAUCGAGCUAUGAGCAACAUAAGGAAGCAUGCCGUGGUGAGGCCAGGUUCGUAUGCAAAGCUGAUAGCUGCGGGAAGAGGUUCAAGAGUAAAGAUGCCUUGAAAAAGCACAAGGAAAAUGUUCAUAGUGGAAAUUCUAGGAAGAGGCUGAUGUGCUCUGUGUGUAAUAAGAGGUGUUCUUCAGCAACAAAUCUUCAAGAGCAUCGAAAGGUUCAUGAGAUCUUUGAAUGUCAGGAAUGUGACAAGAAAUUUAUUUCAGCUAACCAGCUAAAACGUCAUAUGAUAACACACUCAGAAAAACGCCCCUACACCUGCGAGGUUUGCCAUAAGUCCUUCAAACGACUUGAUCAAGUGACUGCACACAAAAUUAUACACAGUGAAGAUAAACCCUAUAAAUGCAAGCUUUGUGGAAAGGGAUUUGCCCACAGAAAUGUUUACAAGAAUCACAAGAAGACCCACUCUGAAGAGAGACCAUUUCAGUGCGAGGAAUGCAAAGCAUUGUUCCGAACCCCAUUCUCUCUGCAGAGACACCUUCUGAUACAUAACAGUGAAAGAACCUUUAAAUGUGAUCACUGUGAUGCUACAUUCAAAAGGAAGGACACACUGAAUGUUCAUAUACAAGUUGUUCAUGAUGGCCAUAAGAAAUAUAAAUGUGAUUUGUGUGACAAAGCCUUCGUGACACCCUCUGUACUUAAGAGUCAUAAAAAAACUCACACAGGGGAAAAGGAGAAAAUUUGUCCAUACUGUGGACAGAAGUUUGCAAGUAAUGGAACGCUGAGAGUACAUAUUAGGAGUCAUACAGGGGAACGUCCUUACCAGUGUCCUUAUUGUGACAAAGCUUUCAGCAAAAAUGAUGGAUUAAAAAUGCACAUUCGAACUCAUACAAGGGAAAAACCUUACCAGUGUUCGGAGUGCAACAAGGCUUUCAGUCAGAAACGUGGCCUCGAUGAACACAUGAGAACCCAUACAGGGGAGAAGCCGUUCCAGUGUGAUGUUUGUGACUUGUCAUUCAGUUUGAAGAAAAUGCUGAUCCGACACAAGCUGACUCACAAUCCAAACCGCCCCAUGGCCGAAUGCCAGCUGUGCCACAAAAAGUUUACAAGAAAUGACUACCUCAAAGUGCACAUGGAAAAUGUCCACGGAGAAACUGACAGCUAGUUUUGGCUUGCACAAAAAGAGUGCCAUGCCUUCCCUUUGAAGAUGUAUAAACUCCAGACUUCUCACCUGAUUAGUGGCUGCAAGACUCACAUACACACAAUGUGCUCAUAUAAUUGCUUUAUUGCCAAAGUUAAACAAGGUUCAAACAGAAAUAAUUAACUUAAGUGUGAGUUUAACAGAUAAUAUUUAAUAGGAAAAAUCUCACCUUGAUAUGUCAUCAUUUUGUCAUGCUUCAAUUUAUUUUCCUGAAUGUUCCUCUGUGUUGAAAUCAGUACUAAAGCAAUAGUCCUAAAUACACUUAUGGAUGCUAUAGCCAUUUUGUUAAUCAACAGUGUUCAACUACAAAUCCCAAUGGAAGAUCUUUCCCUCUACAGGAGAUGAUUUUGAUAUGAAUUCCAUAUGCAAAAUGGAUAUGAUAUCACAUGAAAUAUAUUUAAAGAAUGCCUACUUGAGCAGCAAUUGGGGGUAAGCAGCAACGAGCUCAAUGAGGCCUGCUUCUUCAAAGAAAUAAUAAGGUCAAACUUCCAGGAUAAGCCCUGGAAAGAGUCUCAGUAUCUUUUUGCAAUUUUGAUAGGUAGAGAGAACAAGGAUGGAGAACAUGUCAUUUACAUGCUGGUGGGCU
Molecule: messenger RNA, 2601 nt
Organism: Anolis sagrei ordinatus
Lineage: Eukaryota; Metazoa; Chordata; Lepidosauria; Squamata; Anolidae
Gene: PRDM5
Product: PR/SET domain 5
Biological process (GO): negative regulation of DNA-templated transcription
Cellular component (GO): nucleus
Molecular function (GO): RNA polymerase II transcription regulatory region sequence-specific DNA binding; protein binding; DNA-binding transcription factor activity
Source: RefSeq, a predicted model, not a curated record